This is a messenger RNA of Gekko japonicus, 1654 nucleotides long. RefSeq names its product RAB25, member RAS oncogene family (gene RAB25). The transcript has 5 exons. Gene Ontology annotation, biological process: exocytosis. Gene Ontology annotation, molecular function: GTP binding; GTPase activity. NCBI's taxonomy places the organism in Eukaryota, Metazoa, Chordata, Lepidosauria, Squamata, Gekkonidae. The record is from RefSeq and is a predicted model, not a curated record. Gene Ontology annotation, cellular component: recycling endosome. Bases 295 to 942 code for a protein of 215 amino acids.
UGCCACCUUGCUGGCGUUGCCUCCCCCGCCCAGUCCACCCACCCUCAUUCCAAACAAUCUGCUUUCCCUUUGAGCAGAUAAACUUUGCUCCUUUUCCUCUCCGUCCAGGUUCUGCAGCUGCCUGCCUACCGGCUUUAGUGGUUUUUGGCAUCUCUGCAAGGGGAAAAGAAAUACAGACCGCUGUUUCCUCCCCCCCCCCUUCCUUCCCGGUGUGCUGGACCGACGCUUGGCAACUGAGGAAGGACACGGAGGAAGGAUCCCCCAGGGGCAGCCGGCCCACCAAGGCAGGGAGCCAUGGGCACCUCGGAGGAGGACUACAACUUUGUUUUUAAGGUGGUCUUGAUUGGAGAGUCCGGAGUUGGGAAGACCAACCUCCUUUCCCGUUUCACUCGCAACGAGUUCAACCACGACAGUCGCACCACCAUUGGGGUUGAGUUCUCCACCCGCACCAUUAUGGUGGGAAAUGCCCUGGUGAAAGCACAGAUCUGGGACACGGCCGGGCUGGAGCGUUACCGUGCCAUCACCUCUGCUUACUACAGGGGAGCGGUGGGCGCCCUCUUGGUUUUCGACAUCACCAAGCACCAGUCGUACGAUGUGGUGGAGCGCUGGCUGAAGGAGCUCUAUGACCACGCCGAAGCCACCAUAGUUGUGAUGCUGGUCGGCAACAAGACAGACCUGGCCCAUUCCCGAGAGGUUCCAACGGAGGAGGCCAAAAUGUAUGCAGAAAACAACGGCCUGCUCUUUGUGGAAACUUCGGCACUGGACUCUACAAACGUGGAACUGGCUUUUGAAACUGUUUUGAAAGACAUUUUCAACAAAGUGCAGAAACAGAAGCAGAAAAGCCCGCUUGACAACACAGUUGCGCUCUCUGCUGAAAACUCCAACGCCGUGUCAGCUUCUCCAUCCACGGAAGGGAAGCGUACAUGCUGCCUGAACCUCUGAAUGGGACAGGGGCAUAUGGGGAACAUCAGCCAAGUUGUGGGGACAAUGGGAAGCAUGUGCGCAAGUUCGCACUCAAAUGCUGGAUAGUUUGCGGUCGAGAGAUGUGGUCUGCCUCCGGUCUCUGUAAGUGGCUGGUAGCUUAUGGAGGAACUAAGCAAUUCGCGUCACCAAGGACCAUGAAAAAUUCGCCGUUUCUGUAGAGCUAUACAUUUUUAUCUCCCCACCACUCCAACUGGUCUUCCAGAUCCUAUCAAGCCAUAGUUCUCUACACGUAAAAACAGGCAUAAUCCAGCAAAAAUUAGCUUGUGUCAGAAUAGGACUUUGCUAUGACCAGCAUAAAUCCCAGCAACUGUAGUGAGGUUUACCCCUUUAUGCUAACCAGAUUGAUUUGGAAGUAUGCCGCACUCAGUUAAGUGGAUUUUUUCUGGUAGUCUCUUAAACAUGUAAAAAGGAACCCUGAUGGCCAUUGACCCUGAGAACCAACAUGGUGCAUUGAACAGUGUCCUACCAGGAUCCUGGGAGACCUGAGUUUGAAUCCCGACGUCUAUGAUGGAAGCUUACUGGGAGACCUUGGCUCCAUCACAAACUCUCAGCCUGGCCUACCUCACAAGAUUGUUGUGAGAAUACAGAGGGGGUAGAACAAUGUUCUUAAGCCACUUUGAGACCCAACUGGAGAGUGCAGGGGGUUGGACUAGAUGACCUGCAAGGUCCC